Molecule: messenger RNA, 2396 nt
Organism: Brassica rapa (field mustard)
Lineage: Eukaryota; Viridiplantae; Streptophyta; Magnoliopsida; Brassicales; Brassicaceae
Product: MOB kinase activator-like 1A
Source: RefSeq, a predicted model, not a curated record
UUUUAAAAUUCAAAAUAUAAUGUAAGAAAACAUUUUAUUUUUUUAUUAUAUGGUUAAUGUGGUUGUUUAAUAUCUUUUAAUAAUAAAAAAAUAAACAAAAAAGAACUAAGAUACAAAAUUAUUAUCAAAUAUUUAUUAUUCAUAAUCAUUAAUUAUCAUAUAUACGUUAAUCAUAUUAGGUAAUUCCGUAGUUUUUAUUUAAGAAAAGUACGAGAAUAUUACUUUGUGCACUAUUUAUCAAUUUAAUAGUUAGUUUAAUAAAAAGUAUAAUAUAAGUUAAGAUGGAGCAACCUAUUUCUCUAACAAUUCUGAAUUUCAUUCUCAUGGUGACACGAGGUUACAAAACAAUGUGGUAAUGUUUCUCAAUUAAUAUAUAAGGGAUAUAUUUCCACUGAAAUGCAUUUAUAUAUAAUUAUUAUUUUAACACUGGUUAAUUAUGAUAUUACAAACUAUAAGAAACAUUAUAUAGAUGAUACUAAAGCCAACAAUUCUAUCCGAGGAUUCUUGUCUGACUGCAUCACUUUAAGCUGCUCUAUGAGAUCCAUUACCGACGGCACUCCUUAUCAUGCCGAAGAUCUCUUGUAAGUUUUUUUCUCUAAUAUUCUGCAUAAUUCGCAUUCUGCAUUUUUAUAUAAUUAAUUAAAAUUUUAUUAUUAUUUAUUAAAAUAUUAAAUAAGAGACUGAUUUAAUAAAAAUGAAUAAAAUAAGUUAAUAGGUUUAGCAUUUCUAGACUAAAAACAAAAUUCAGGAAACAAAUUUUUCCAAGAAUAAUAUUUUGGUGCACAAUCUUUAUAUUCCUUUUAUUUCUAAAUAUUUAGGUGACUAAUGAUUAGCAUAUAAAAAGUUUCCUUUGAAAAUAACAAUAUACUAACUCAUUUUCUUGCUUUCUAUAAAUUUCCUGAUUAUCUAUAAUUGAUUGUUAAAGAUUAUAUUCCUCAUAUACAUAUUACAGUAUUACAGCUGGUGUGUCAGUGAAAUAAAAAAAAUACUUGUAUCAGGUGCAAAAGAAAAAUAUUUUUUCUUGUUUAUGACACUUUUCUUUCCAAAUAAAUAAAUAUACAUGAUGUGAGUUGGCAGAUUUAUUUAUUUUUUUAUUGUGUAAAAUUCCACUGUUGGAAAUAUUCAUAUUAUUUCUCUGGUCAUGAUAUGCUGUGUAAAUAUGUUGAAAAAAAUAAUAUAUAUAUGUGUAAGUGUGGCGACAAUGCAUUAAAAAUAAUUGGUACUACUGCGGGCGACUCGAAAAAAAAAACUCAAGAGUUAUGUGUGCUUGAACAGAUAUUUCGUCUCGUUCGGAUAUUCUGAAUCCAUUGUUUCAUCGGCUUUUAAGUUAACUUAGCUUUCAGAUUAAUUCUUCAAAAGACACUCUCUUUAGAGCCAUGAAUUUAAUGGGAUUACCUAGUAGUGCAAAUCAGGGGACAACAUUUCGACCAAAGAAGAGGAAGACACCUCCAUCUGGGAGCAAGGGUUCUCAGCUUGAAGAGCUCAUCACAACCACUCUUGGAAGUGGUAACCUCAGAGAGGCCGUGAAACUACCUCCUGGUGAAGACAUUAACGAGUGGUUGGCCAUUAACACCGUAGAUUUCUACAACCACGUGAACCUUUUGUACCCUACUCUCCAAGAGUUCUGCACCCCCGACACUUGCCCAAUCAUGAAUGCUGGAUUGUAUGAGUAUAGAUGGGCAGAUGGAGUUGCUGUAAAGGAGCCAAUAAGGGUUUCUGCUCCUGAAUACGUUGAGUAUCUCAUGAACUGGAUUGAAACUCAGAUCGAUAACGAAACCAUCUUUCCGCAAAAACCUGGAGUGCCAUUCCCACCAAACUUUAAGGAUGUCGUGAAGCAGAUUUUGAAGAGGAUGUUUCGUGUUUAUGCACACAUCUAUCACUGUCACUUCAAGAAGGUUGUUGGUCUCAAGGAAGAAGCUCAUCUCAACACUUGCUUCAAGCAUUUUGUUCUCUUUACAUCUGAGUACCAGUUGAUCGAUGAAGCAAACUUGGCUCCACUUAAGGACCUCGUGGAUAAGAUUCUGAACCCAUAGAAAAUGGUGACAUAUCUAUCCAAAAGAAGUUUAUGGUUUCAUGUUUUUACAAAAUGAGUUGAUGUAACAUUAAACUAUCUUGUGAUGUUUUUCAAACUCUCUUUUCUUUUUUGUCAAGUUCAAAUUCUCAAUCAAUAAAUCUAUCAACAUAUAUAUGAAAAUGUUGAAAACAAAGUCUAGUUCCUUCAUUACAAUUUCCACCAAGGAUUAUAAAGACACCCAAACAAACAAACAAAUACAUGAUUGACUAAAACAAAGAUACUCUCUUCCCCUCUGUGGACAAGACAGCAUCAACACACACCUAAGCCUUUCUAUGACAAAACAAAUAACCCCUGUGAGUUGCCAUAACUACAGGGAUGCAAA